Penicillium malachiteum is the source of this 720-nucleotide messenger RNA. It is a transcript of the gene rasB, whose product is annotated as Ras small monomeric GTPase RasB. Gene Ontology annotation, cellular component: plasma membrane. Bases 1 to 720 code for a protein of 239 amino acids. Gene Ontology annotation, biological process: signal transduction. NCBI's taxonomy places the organism in Eukaryota, Fungi, Ascomycota, Eurotiomycetes, Eurotiales, Aspergillaceae. The record is from RefSeq and is a predicted model, not a curated record. Gene Ontology annotation, molecular function: GDP binding; GTPase activity; GTP binding. The transcript has 2 exons.
AUGUCGGGGAAAAUGACAUUGUACAAGCUGGUGGUGUUGGGUGAUGGAGGUGUAGGGAAAACAGCUUUAACCAUUCAGCUAUGUCUGAAUCACUUUGUCGAAACCUAUGACCCUACUAUCGAAGAUUCCUAUCGCAAACAAGUCGUCAUUGACCAACAGUCGUGCAUGCUCGAGGUGCUGGACACGGCGGGCCAGGAGGAGUACACGGCACUGCGGGACCAGUGGAUCCGGGACGGUGAAGGCUUCGUGUUGGUGUACAGCAUCACUUCGCGCGCCUCCUUUUCACGAAUCACCAAAUUUUACAAUCAGAUCAAGAUGGUCAAGGAAUCUUCAAGCUCCGGGUCUCCCUCCGGUCCUAGCUAUCUAAGCUCACCGAUGCAAGCAUCCGGAGGUCCAUCGCGGCCCGUGCCCGUCAUGUUAGUCGGUAACAAGAGCGAUAAGGCCGUGGAACGAGCAGUCUCAGCACAAGAAGGUCAAGCUCUAGCUAAAGAACUGGGCUGUGAAUUUGUCGAGGCCUCCGCUAAGAACUGUAUCAAUGUUGAAAAGGCUUUCUAUGAUGUUGUUCGCAUGCUGCGUCAACAGCGACAACAGCAACCGGGAAGCCGGAGUCAAGACCGUCGCUUGACAGGUCGCGACCGCGAUGCCGGUCCCGAAUACCCUAAAUCUUUCCGCCCAGAUCGGUCUCGACAUCGCAGCCGACUUCAGUGCAAUAUCCUGUGA